Drosophila takahashii is the source of this 912-nucleotide messenger RNA. Lineage: Eukaryota; Metazoa; Arthropoda; Insecta; Diptera; Drosophilidae. The record is from RefSeq and is a predicted model, not a curated record.
AUGAAGGCUGGUUGCAAGAAUUAUCCAAGUCCGAGGAACGGCAUUGCCAAUACUACACUUCUAAGGGCGGAGGUCGAAUGCGAUGAAGGAUACGUUCUUUCCGGAAACAAGGUCACAUACUGCAAUGGAGAGGAGUGGAUCACUGAAUUGGGAACAUGUAUGAUGAGCAAUAAUACAGUGGAUUACUCCUGUGACUUUGAGAGAGAGGAUUUGUGCGGCUGGGAGGCGCAUAACAAUGAGAAAAAAGUAUGGAAAAGGAUCAGCGCUGCUACUAAUUUCCACUCCAAUGGAACGGGUCCACAGCGGGAUCACACCUUUCAGAGUGACACAGAAGGACAUUUUAUCCUCAUGGAAACGGACCCUUGGUUAUCCGCAGACAAACACUUCUUAUCCCCAAUCUAUCCCAAGGACCUUACUUUGGGAAACUCCCUGUGCUUUCAGUUUCACAUAUUCAUGUUUGGAACAGGAGUAAAGAACUUGACAGUAUCUGUAAAAACCGAAUCAAUGACAUUUAGUAACAUGUCCUCCAAAUUCAAUCUGUCUGGCGAUCAUGGCGCCAAGUGGCAUACAUUUUCUAUUCCUAUUGACAAGAUGGAUCAGAGCUUUCAAGUCGUUUUCACCGUCACGGACCCUAAUAAUCCGUAUGGGGACAUUGGUAUCGACGAUGUCAAAUUGAUGGAAGGAGGGUGUAGACACAACUCAGAUCAAGAAGUCAUUGAGUCCUCUAAACCACCGACGACAACUACCGAAUAUUUUCAACCACCUACGAUGACUACCGGAACCACCAAAUAUUUUAAACCACCGACGACCCUAACUACUGAAUUAUCUAAGCAAUCGACAACUACUUUGUGGACGGUAGUACUCUUAGUGAGGGAGCGCAAAAGGAGAGAGUGCAAGAGCGACUAUAUUUAG